This is a messenger RNA of Exaiptasia diaphana, 780 nucleotides long. RefSeq lists its product as uncharacterized. Bases 1 to 780 code for a protein of 259 amino acids. The transcript has 2 exons. The record is from RefSeq and is a predicted model, not a curated record. NCBI's taxonomy places the organism in Eukaryota, Metazoa, Cnidaria, Anthozoa, Actiniaria, Aiptasiidae.
AUGCGAGCAUGUGAUCCAGUAUUUGUUAAUCCCAACUCGUUUGAUUCCAUGAAGGAGGUCCUCAGGCGAGUUGGGAAAGCUGCCAAUGUUAAACGUUACCACCCCAACAAAGAAGAUGCCCGUCACUGGCUAAGUCUCACAAUGGAUGGAUUACCAUACCUUGUUGUGAGAGGAAUCAUUGAUGAAGUGCACAUCUGUGCACAAUGUGAAAAAGAAGUUAUUAAGAGUGACUUUAGCAGUCAUGAUCUUGUAAAUCAUAAAGGCCAGAUCAUAGAGUAUGUACGGGAGUUUGAUUGGGUUGUUCUGAGAAUAGGCAAGCUACAUGUAGAAAUGAACAUGGCUAAAACAUUGGUCAACGUAACUUGGGAAGUGUUCUUUUCACAAAUGGCAAGUGAGAUGGGUUUCAAAACUGAAGCUGCACAGAAAUUUGCCCACAAGUGCUCAGACCACCAUAAGACUGCGUCCUUGAUUGAAAUAGCACAUGUAGGCAUUUGGAGCGAGUUGCUUGUACCUUACGUCAAAGCCAGGCUUGAGGCUGGAGAGAGACUGUCUGUGAAUGACUAUUUGUAUGCAUGGAUUCCUGACAAUGCAUUCAAGUGCCCAAGAUACAGAUUUAUGUUUCUUAUGGCUUGGAAGUUUUUUAGUGCCUUCAAGAUAUUCCACAUUGGUGUUCGUCGCAACAAUGCACGYUAUGUUCAUGCUGGGCAAAUGGCUUUUUCAAGCCUGUUUCACAGAUCUUCGGCUUCCAAGUAUGCCUUGAUUGAUUUAUAUGACAGGUGA